AUGCUCGACCCGCCCGAGCCCGACGACGACGCCGCCCAACCGCCGCGCGCACCGGUCGCCGCCGCCUCGCCGAGAGGGCUCGUCCUCGCGUGCGCCGACCUGCUGCACCGCGGGGACCUCGACGGGGCACGGCGCGCCGCGGGCGCCGCGCUCUCCGGUGCCGACCCCCGGGGAGACGCGGCCGACCGCCUCGCGCACCACUUCGCGCGCGCGCUCGCGCUACGGGCCGACGAGGGACGAAGUAGCGUUGGCCCGCCAGCGGCCGUGGGCGUGGGCGUGGCGCCGGCGUCGUCCGCGGCGCACCUGGCGUACAACAAGAUCGCGCCGUUCCUGCGCUUCGCGCACCUGACGGCCAACCAGGCGAUCCUGGAGGCCGCCGCCGGCGCGCGGCGCGUGCACAUCGUGGACCUCGACGCCGCGCACGGCGUGCAGUGGCCCCCGCUCCUUCAAGCCAUAUGCGACCGCGCUGACGCCGCCGUCGGCCCGCCCGAGGUCAGGAUCACCGGCGCCGGCCCUGACCUCGAUGUGCUCCUUCGCACCGGCGACCGCCUCCGCGCCUUCGCCAGCUCCCUCAACCUCCCAUUCCGCUUCCACCCGCUGCUCCUUCCCUGCACGGCUCAGCUUGCCGCCGACCCGGCCGCCUGCCUUGAGCUGCACCCGGACGAGACUCUGGCCGUCAACUGCGUGCUAUUCCUCCACAGGCUCUCCGGCGACGGUGAGCUCACCGCAUUCUUGAGGUGGGUCCGUUCGAUGAACCCCGCCGUGGUGACCAUCGCCGAGAGGCAAGGCGAAGCCGGCCGAGGAGAGGACGACGACGACUUACCGCGGCGGGUGGCCGCGGCGAUGGACUUCUACUCGGCGGUGUUCGACGCGCUGGAGGCCACGGUGCCGCCGGGCAGCGCGGAACGGCUGGCGGUGGAGCAGGAGAUCCUCGGCACAGAGAUCGACGCGGUGGUGGCUGGCCCCGGCAGCGGCGGUGGGCGGCCCCGCAGCUUCGAAGCGUGGACGGCCGCCGCGCGCGCCGCGGGGCUUUCUCCGUGGCCGGCCAGCACGUUCGCGGUGUCGCAGGCGCGGCUACUGCUGCGCCUGCACUACCCGUCGGAGGGGUAUGCGGCGGAGGAGGCCGGCGGCGCGUGCUUCCUCGGCUGGCAGACGCGGACGCUCAUGUCGGUCUCUUCGUGGCACUAG
This is a messenger RNA of Triticum turgidum subsp. durum (durum wheat), 1188 nucleotides long. Lineage: Eukaryota; Viridiplantae; Streptophyta; Magnoliopsida; Poales; Poaceae. The record is from the annotation of a GenBank genome assembly.